Molecule: messenger RNA, 15579 nt
Organism: Eriocheir sinensis (Chinese mitten crab)
Lineage: Eukaryota; Metazoa; Arthropoda; Malacostraca; Decapoda; Varunidae
Product: E3 ubiquitin-protein ligase HECW2-like
Exons: 22
Coding region: 1057-7476 (2139 amino acids)
Biological process (GO): regulation of dendrite morphogenesis
Molecular function (GO): protein binding; ubiquitin-protein transferase activity
Source: RefSeq, a predicted model, not a curated record
GGUAUAAAUAUAACAUAUCUGCUCCCUUCCUCCACUAUACAUGCCCUCCCUGACAUCUUUUUAUUAGGGUUCCAGUAAUACUUCCCAGUUUGACAUUUCUAUCAGACAUGCAAAUAGUGUCACACAGAAUGCCUCAGAAUAUAGAAGUAAUGGAGGUAAGUAUUGUUUUGAAGGUCUGUGUGUGUUACUUUGGCUCAUUUUAAAGGUGACGAGACUUUUCCGAAGACUCCGCGUGUUGUUGACAUUCACCCAUUUUGUUUACUAUUGAUCUGUGUCCAGUGUUGUAGGAAUCAGCUCGCAGUUGCAAAAUAGCUCGCAGAGAGAGGUUCAGCUUGCUUACUUUUUACUAUAUUUCACUCACCGCUAUCGUUUACUUGUCCUGUUCCGACUCCAAUACAUGGCACAAACAUCAGAGCAAUACUUUUAAUCCAGAGAAGGCUUUACAACAAACGAAUAGGGGAGAUUUUACGGAAAAUAUUACCCCACGUUGAUGUUCACUCAGUUCUUGGUGGUUUGGUCUGUUGGUCUGGUGUGUCGUUGUCUUGCCGGCAACAUCAGCCAUGACAGAGAUCAUAAGUGGACAAAACUAGAACAAAACCAGGCAAAUUAAUGUGUUUUCCUGCUGUGUAUUUCCCAAGUGCGCAGGCGUAGUGGACAGCAGAGCGACUUAUUUCUGCGAGGAGGUAUUUCUCGCCACACGACCGUUUCAAGCUGUUUUUAUGCCUAUUUCUUCGUUGUUCAGGAGUUAUUAUGAGUUUCCUUCCUUCUAGUUGGUGCCCCGUAAGCCCUCCAAGAUGUAGAGGAAGGACCCAAACCCUGCAGGAGAUGAGGGGCCGCGAGCGCACCAGUGAUGGAGAUGGUGGCAAGCGCGAGGGAGUGUGAGGCAGGACGCUGAGGGAGGCUGGCCGAGGCUGGCUGGUCCUGUGGAGGAGUCGCCGCCGCCACCACGAGCCCCGCCCUGACACGUGUUCACUCUUGACAUAGGCCGUGCCCGUGGAUGGACUAGAGGGUGGCGUGGGGGGCAGCGACGGUGGUGGGGGGGCGGCAACAGCAGCGAUGUCACGGUGUGGAGACGGUCCAGCCACCACCAGCCUUCCGGAGCCCCCUGCUACCAGUGCGCCCCCCACCACUCACCCCUGCUGCCUCAUCCUCUCACGCAGCUGCAUUGGGGCCACCUCUAGCGAGACUGUGCUUGUGAAAUGGUCCCUGCCGCCAGACCAUGCUGCCUCCCCCCUCGACUGGCUGGGUCUCUAUGUGGCUGGUGAGAGCGAGGCGGAGCGUUGCCUGGACCAGCGGAGGUGCGGCGGCCAGCCUCAGGGGGAGCUCUCCUGGACCCUGGAUGUCCCGGCCCUCCUCCCUAGAAAUGUCGGGAGUGUAGAGGUGCGAUACCAGCGUGGUGAGGGAGCCGCCAUCACCUCCCUGGGUGUGUCGGCGGUGCUGCGUGUGGUGAGGCUCAGCGACGGCUCAGCCUCAGACUCCUCAGAGGACGAGGCUCUCCUCCACCCGUCCCUCACCCUCCAGCGCUGUAUCUCCUGCACCAGGCUCAUCCGUUUCACCAUCUCCAAUUUCGCUGCCCAUGGUCUGCGAAGGGGAAUAUUUUUCCAGCCAGAUCCUUAUGUGAAACUUCGCAUACUCCCUGGGGAGUCCCAGACGCUCCUGCCACACCACGGGCAGGAGGUUCGGUCCUGCGUGGCAGAGAACACCGUCAACCCCUCCUGGAAGAGGCAGGAGUUCACCUUUAUCGGGUACCUCCAUGACAUCCUCGAGAUUGAGCUCAAGGACAAGUUUGCCAAGAGUCGACCAAUAAUCAGCCGCUUCUUGGGUCGCCUCACCAUAGAGGUCGCCACCCUCAAGGAGCGCCUCAAGAGUGGAUUAUCAGGGCACCUGGACUUUGCACUCGGCAGCAAGAGCACGGGAGAGUCUGUGUCUGGUCACGUGUACUUCACCGUGACCUUCACCCUGCCCCCUGCAACCACUGCUGCCUGCUCUGGUCACGGGGGCCUCGAGUGCCCGGGGGAGCUGGACAGGAUGAGGCUCAAGGGCGAGGCUCUCUUGGACUCGCAUGGUGACCAGGAGUUCAUCACUAAUGGCCACAUGGGGUUCAGGAAAAAUCCCUUAAAAUCCAAUAACAACAAUUCAUCUGCUUCAUCGAUGAGCAAUGGUACGGGGAGCAGCUUUGGAGAGGAGGAGGUGGCGCUGAAUGGGGAGGCUGGUUUUGGGGAGGCAAGGCUGGACAAUGGCCAGGACCACACCAGCUCCAGUAGUAGGGAGUCAGACUACUCCCCAAUCUGGAAAUACUCCUGCAAAGUUCCUAAUGUCACCAAUAGAGGGAAGGCCACUGAGAGCAGAGGGGAGGAAGCCAUAUAUGAAACAGUGUACCCAACUGAGGACUACCAGACUCAGGAGGGGGAAGUGACUGAGGCAGGCCCCGUCCUCCCCCCAAGCGAUGAAGACUCACCGCCGCCCCUUCCUCCACGCACCAAGUCCCUCAUGAAGUCCCUCAAUGAGAUGGGCCACCGACCUCUGUCUCGCUCCAUGGCCGUACAGCUGGGCCUUCCCCCCACCUUCCCCACCGUGGUCAGGAAGCGGCCUCUGCCCCUCCCAGACACGACAGCUGGGGAUCAGGUGGCCCCACUGAAUGGUUCUGUCAAGGACGUCAACGGUAGUGGUGAGCCCAGUGUUCGCCCCAAGGCUCCGGUGCUCAGUGCCAGCUCUCAGUCCAGUUGUGAUAGCGAGAGUAGUGGAGCAAGUUAUGGAGAUGGGAAAAGAAUGCAUUUUCCUUUAGAAGGGUCAUUUUCUUAUGAUAUUGUGGACUUAGAUGAAGUUCUACAAAUUUCAGAAAUGUCAUAUAAUCAAACUGAUACAGAUAGUCAGUGCCAAGCAGGAAAGUCUUUAACUCAGGGACCUAGUUCAUCUUUGCAAUCUUCUUCUUGUGCUUCCAUGGAAAGUGAACCUUCUGAAGAUAUAACAAGACCUUCCGCAUUCUGUGAUGCACCGGAGGAAGUAAAGGAAUCAGUCAAUGGGGAAAGUAUUAGAGACAGGUCAUGUGCUACUGUGGCUCCACUAGCAACACCAGAGCAAGACUCCAGCCUACUUCAGGAGGCAGCUUCCACAGACACCUUACUGGAGAGCUCAGAAGAUGUGUUGGACCUUGAUGCAAGUAAAAGCUGCAGUGGAAGUUUGCCUACACCUAAAGGAACUGAUAGUGAGUGUACUGUUAUUCCAAGCAACUCUCAGACUACUGGUGGUGAAAGCUUUAAUGUUAAGGAACGUUCAUUCCAAGAAGUAGUUAACAACCAAAGUGAUUCUUUUUCUAGUCCGGUAAAUGUAACUUAUAUGUGUGGUGUGGCGACGGUCAGUGCUCAAGAGAGAAGGAGUUCAUUUGUAGGAAAUGUUUCUGGUGAUUUUGUUAACCAGUCGGGUACAAGUACUGAUAAUGCAGACAUUCAUGAUGAUAACAAGGGAAGAACAAAUGCAAAUUUGUUACAACACAAGUCAGACUCAGUACACUCAGAUGCCCCUGACCAGGAAGCACCAUCAGGCCUGAGGGUGUCAAGGGAGGGCUCAGUGUCUGGCAGGUCACCUUCUCCAAGGCUUAGUGACUCACUCCAGGUAUCAAGUUCCACCUCAGAGUCAAUAUCUCCUGCUGGGGGCUCCACCUCUUGCUCCUUGUCCUCCCAGGCAGGUGAGGAUGGCAGGAGGGGCUCAGAGUCCACUUGUAUGGUAAUAAGUACUGAGAGUUCCUCCUCUAAUUCAGUGUUUGCUAGUCCUACCACGGAAACAAAUGACUUAGACCUGGUGUCGCUGGUGUCGGCAGCACAGUUAGUGGACAUGAACAUAGCAGCGGGGAUUGAAAGAGAACCUCAGACCCCAGGCCAGGAAACCCUCGAAACUCCGGUGCGGCCGAGGAAAGAUUUGUCCACACAGGUCCCUGUAUCAAAUGAUGGGGACGAGGACACUCCUCCAGCUGUGCCACCUCACAAGCCCCACCAUUGCCUGCUGAAGGCCCUGGUGCAUCCACCCCUCUGUCCACCCACCCCAACACAUCGUACCAAGCCACAGCCACCGGAGCGCACCACCAGUGACAGACGAGAAAGGGACACCGGUGCCUUUGGAAAGGAAGAAACUUGGGAGAAGGAGGAGAGGCCAUCCCACCACCCCAAGCUAUCUCGACAACCAUCACUCAGGGACUGGCUGAAGAAAUAUCCCAAAGUUGAAGUUGCAUUUGAUGAGCCUUUACCCUCUAAUGUUGAGGCCCGUAAGGACAGUCAUGGCAGGAUCUUUUUCAUCGACCACAUUGCCAAGACAACCUCGUGGGAAUGGCCGCCGCCGAAGCCACUUCUGACCCAUCGGCCGCUCUUCUUUGUGCCACAGGUGGACGAAGGGAAAAGGCGGUCGUACUGUGAAAGCGGGGAGAGCGAGUGCAGCGGCAGCCGGGCAAGCAGUCGAGUGGUGACUCCUGAACCCUCCACCCCAAACUCAGCAUCAGGGAUGUCCUCUGCAACUAUAUGUCCAAGUCCUGACCACUGUGAGGAAGGGGCAGGGGCCAUUGUCACCUCCCCACCCCCACCUCCACCCCCACCUUCACCACCACCACCACACCCUGUGCUCUCUCCCCCGCUUCCUUCUGGUGAGGCAUCAAGUGGAUCAUUAGGAGGAGUCGCAGGGGCAACAGGCAGCACCACCCCAGGAGGAGAUACAACACCUGUUGAGGGCCUUGAGGACAGGAGGCUGCAGGAGGAGUCCAGGAUUGGCAGCGAUGAGGAGAAGGCCCCAACCCCUCCCCCUCGCCCUCACCACCGUCUCUCUCGCCCCAUGCCUCCCCAUCCUCCCCCGCUGCCCCAGCAGUGUCCCCCAACUCCCACGCAUCACGCUCGACGCUCCCAUCCUUCAGGUGGAAGUGAUCAGGAGUUGGAACGUCAUGGUCGCACGAUGCGCCUUCCUUCCAUCCCUGAAAGAACAAUCAAGUUCCAGAGGGUGGAGAUUCAACCUGGAGAAGAGCCACUUCCCAUCAAUUGGGAGGCGCGCAUUGAUAGCCAUGGCCGUAUUUUUUAUAUUGAUCAUGUCAACCGCACCACCACAUGGCAGCGGCCAUCCGGCAAUGACUCUGCUCAGACGCAACGAAACCAGUCAACAGACCGGCUUCAAAGGCAGCAGCUGGACAGAAGGUACCAGAGUAUCCGUCGGACAAUAACAUCCCGGCGGGUGGAGGGAGAGGAGGUGCCCCCCACUGCUGUUUCUGCCACCCUGCCAUCCUCAGCCUCCACACCCUCACUAGCAUCAGCAGCAGCUACUCCUCAGACAUUGUCAUCCUCCACCUCAACCUUCCCCAACAGUACAGCAGCUCCACCAGACCUCUCGCCCUCCACACCGUCAGCUGUUCAGUCACCCACAUCAGCCUCCACAUCCACCACUCUUCCAGCUCCUUCAAGCUCAGGAACUUCCUCCUCUUCUACUCCAUCCUCCUCGACAUCCUCUUCCUCCUCCUCCUCCUCCAUGAGCAGUGAGAGGCUGGACAUGUUGCUUCAGUUGCCGGCCGUCAAGUUCCUCACCAGAUCAGACUUCUUCAGCGUCCUCCACAUGAAUGACGAUGCAUGUUCUGUGUAUGAAAGGAGUGCAUCCCUCAGGCACAUGAUCUCUCGAGUACGCCGAGACCCAGCAGCUUUUGCCCGCUACCAGCACAACAGGGAUUUAGUCAGCUUGGUCAACCAGUUUGCAGACAUAGAACGGGACUUACCUCGUGGCUGGGAGGCAAAAUAUGAUCGUUCAGGGAAGCUGUUCUUCAUUGAUCACUCUAGCAAGACCACCUCCUUCAUGGACCCCAGAUUACCCAUCGAUGCUCCAUUCAUCAACGCCAGCAAACUAGCAUUACCCAGCACCCACCAUCGGAGGUCUCGCUCUCCAGCUGAGGAUGAUGCCUCUCGGGUGCCCAUUCCCCCGCCACGCCCACCCACCACUAUUGGCAGUGUUUGUGGGGGCAUCGCUGCACACGUCACCCCUAACAUUCCUACUGCCUACAAUGACAAGGUCGUUGCCUGGCUGCGGCAACCAAACAUUAUGGACAUCCUCUGUGAGCGUCACAGUGGCCUGCGCACCUCCCCAGCUCUCAGGGACAAGGUCACUGCCAUCAGGAUGGAUGGAACAGCAGCUCUUGACCGCCUCAGUCACGACGUAGACCUCAUCAUAGUGCUGAGUUUGUUUGAACACGAGAUCAUGUCAUAUGUGCCUCCCACUGUGGGUAUGUCCCCACGUGGCUCCCCCCAGCCCUCCCCCCAGGCCUCCCCUGGACUGGCUCGAGCCAAUGCUCGGGCUCAUGCGCCUUACCGGAGGGACUUUGAGGCCAAGCUCAGGAAUUUCUACAGGAAGUUAGAGGGCAAAGGCUAUGGGCAAGGCCCAAAUAAACUCAAACUCAACAUUCGUCGUGACCACCUACUAGAGGAUGCCUUCAACAAGGUGAUGGGUGCCAGCAAAAAGGACCUUCAGAAGUCCAAACUGUAUAUUACCUUCUAUGGGGAAGAAGGACUGGACUAUGGGGGACCAUCCAGGGAAUUUUUUUUCUUGUUGUCCAGAGAACUAUUUAACCCAUACUAUGGACUCUUUGAAUAUUCAGCCAAUGACACCUACACAGUUCAGAUUUCUCCCAUGUCGGCCUUUGUGGAUAACUACCAUGAAUGGUUCAGGUUUUGUGGGCGGGUGCUGGGGCUGGCCCUGGUCCACCAGUACUUACUGGAUGCCUUUUUCACUCGACCUUUCUACAAAGGUUUGCUGCGUAGCCCUGUCUCCCUGUCUGAUGUGGAGUCCCUGGACUCUGAGUUUCACCAAAGUCUGCUGUGGGUGAAGGAUAAUGACAUCACUGACAUUUUGGAGUUGACCUUCUGUGUCACUGAAGAGAUCUGGGGACAUGUGGUGGAAAAGGAUCUCAAACCUGGAGGGAAAAAUAUUGCUGUCACUGAGAGAAAUAAGAAGGAGUAUCUGGAGCGAAUGGUUCGGUGGCGGUUGGAAAGAGGAGUCAGUGAGCAGACCGAGAGCCUUGUUCGUGGAUUCUACGAGGUAAUUGACCCUCGACUGGUAGGAGUGUUUGAUGCUCGAGAACUUGAACUAGUCAUUGCCGGCACACUGGAGAUUGAUGUGACUGACUGGAGGAAAAACACUGAGUAUAGAUCUGGCUACCAUGAUUCUCACCCGGUGAUACAUUGGUUCUGGCUUGCUAUUGAGCGCUUUGACAAUGAACGACGGCUGAGACUGCUACAGUUUGUCACCGGCACCUCAAGUGUGCCUUAUGAGGGAUUUGCUGCCCUUAGGGGAAGCAAUGGUCCUCGGAGGUUCUGCAUUGAAAAGUGGGGGAAACCCUCUAGCCUACCCAGGGCCCACACAUGCUUUAACCGCCUGGAUCUGCCGCCGUACCCAUCUCCUGAAAUGCUGUAUGAGAAAUUGCUCCUUGCUGUCGAAGAGACCUCAACCUUUGGCAUAGAGUAGUGCUCAUUGUCAGCUUUUGGGAAGUCAUUUAAGGCAACUGCUGCACCACCUUUUCAGAAAUGAGCUGUUUUUGCUGCAUCAGAAGGUAAUGCUAGGUGUUCAAAAUGGCAGCUAGAGAGACAUGAUCAGCCAUACACAGUAUCAUGUUCUGUGAUCAUGCUUAUAUGGACUUGGGUUAUGAUCCCCUAUGUUUUAGUUCAGGGAAAUCAUAUGCAUAUGUGUGUACAGGCAGACCCCAUUUAUUAGUACACCUUUCAGCACUGGUUGGCCAUCCUGUUGUACAUGUGCAUAAUGGUACUUAAUGGCAAAAUCUCUGUAUAUGUUAAAAAGUUCCCCAGACCAUACAGGCAUUGAUUGAAGUUAAUUAGUUCUCUGCUUUAGUAUCAUUGAUUUUGAUUAAGUUUUCUAACUAAAUUGACCCUAAAAGUCCCAUUAAUCAAACAGUGCUGAGUUGAUAAGGGAUACUUAAAAUUCUCCAUCUCUCCACUUAACCUGUUCUUUUAUGGAUGAUGGCAAGGUACUCGAGCAGUCACCAGUCUGUUUCCACAACAUUACACGUGGUGUCCUUUGAUGGGUCAACAUUUUGCCUUAUGACAUUAUGAAAGAUUCUGUAGAGCCAGACAAACAGUCCAUUGUCAUGGCAACUCUACUUCAAGCAUUGCAUUUUUCUUAUGCUUCCAUCUUUCAGACAAAGUAAGAAAAAUAUGCCAGCAACAUGUUACUCUUAAAAAGAGAACAGACGAAUAGUUGUCGUACCUUUCAGUGCAAGGAUGAACCUUUAGCUUUAUAAUCAGUGGAGGACUACUUUGACAAAGUGCAUUCACAGUACAGUAACUUGACAUGGCAGUCACCUCACUGCUGCUCCUUCACAGCCCCUUUCUCCUCCGAAGGUAAAAUCCCAGAAAACAAUAUCUAGUUUCACUGACAAGCUCAGAAAUAUGAUGUGUUUCAAGAUCCAUGAUAUGUCAGUUAAGGGUCUUUUUUUUUUUUUUUUUUUUUUAUUUAUUUAUUUUUUUUUUUUUAAUGGGAGUAGCAACAUAUCUCCAUAAUUAUAAUUGGCAUAUAGCACUUGCGAAUGCUGAUUUUUUCAGCAUAUCCUUUUUAAACAGAAUUCCAGUGCCAAAUGUGGUCUGCCUGUAGUCUUCAGAUAGUUUUCUAUUAUUGAAAUAACAUUUUCUUGUAAAUUCAGGCAGUCAGCAGAUGUAUUUCCAAACCUUUUUCCUCAACCUGUAUUAUUACCGUCAGUAUCAGCUAGAGGUUAGAUACUGUUUAUUUAUAUAUUUAUUUAUUUUGUUUAUUUAUUUGUUUUAGUUAUGUUACCUUUAGUCCAAGUACCUUCAUCUGAAAUGUGAUAAUUUACUUUUAAGACAGUAUGUUUAGCCUCACUGCUCACAUGGCAGGCAUUACUCUUUGUUCUUGUACAUACUCUUUGCUCACAACACUGGUGUCAGACACUAGUGAGAUGCUGAUAACAAGUUUCCUUAAGCUUUAUUUCUUCAGUAAGAGGCAGACACUCAAACUAAGGCUCAUUAUUGCCAUUUACAAGGCCAGUCUUAAAAGUAUUGAUUCAACAAAUAGAUGGUAAGUUAAUAUUUAUCUUGAGAUUAUACACUGUGGUUGCAUGAUGGAACCAGCAGUAUAAGCAGGGCUGGAGUUGUUUGUAGUACAGCUCUUCAAGUUUGGACACAAUUUAUUAUUUUUAGUAGGAAAGCUCAUUAAGCUGUAUUGACAUUUUGCAUAGAAUAGAUAGCAGUGAGAAAAGUUAUACAUUUCUAUUAUAUCUUUGUAAAUAAGGCAUUUCUUUUUUUAUGAUGUGAAUGAGGGCUAUGUCAGCACUCAUCCCCAGCAAUAAUAUUUGAUUAAUAUUUAUUUAUUUUUUGUUUAUUAUUAUUAUUAUUAUUUUUUUUCACAAGAGCUCUCUUCAGUUUUAGGCAUGACAUUUUUUCAGGACACUCUUGAAUUAUCCUUACUAGUGACAUUAUAUUUCAGACUUAAAAACAAUUUUGAAAGAAAAAAAUUAAACUUAAGUUUUCAGCAUUUCAUCAGCUUCAUUGGUACGGAACUUUUUUUUUAUUAUUUCAUGAUGUUUCUUUUAUUUCAAGUCAUACAGUUGGAUUUUAUUUUUUACAUUAAUAAUGAAAGCACAAAAAUAAUUUUAGCACAAAGUAUUUAUAUCUAAAUUUUAUACAAACAUCUUUUUUUCCACUAGUAUAAAACCUGCAAUGCAAUAAGUUUAAUAUGAAUCCUUUUAAAUAUAAUACUUGAAAAAAAAUGUGUAUUUAAUCUUUAUAUUAGCAUUGGCUAAAAAAUCCUAAUGUCUUUGAUUUAUUUAUUUUCUAUUAAAGUGGGGCAAUUAAAAGCUGUAGCUAUAAACUAAUUUCUGGUCAGUAAUGAUAAAAUUUCAGUUUUCACUAAAUAUUUACCUUGGCCAUAUCCCAGAUAUUUAGUGUUGUCUCAUAACAUAAACAAACAUGGCACCAAUGAAAGCUGUGACUGAAAUGUGUUGCCCAAGCAGUCAUAGGCAAGGAGUUCAUAGUAUUCAACUGUUUAUCAUACAGUAUUAUUUUCUACAAUAUAUGACAUUUUCUACUGUAUGCUAAAUCACAGGGUAAGUGACAACCAUAUUCACAACUUGACAGCAAUUUUGUUUCUCCUGCACUCCAUAUUCCGGCAGUGAUGUAGCAGUACAAUUUUCACUAUUGCUUCUUUUUGUCUGUCAUGUUUUGUUUGAUAUUGUUUCUUUGGCACCACCUCAUAUAUAUAGAGAUGAGCACAUUUUAUAUUAAACAGACAUGCAGAUCUUACACACACACACACACACACACACACACACAUAUGCUAUAUGCAUGCACAGAUUGUUUUGAAAUUUAUUGCAAAAUGUGGUCUAAAAGAAACAAACAUAAGAGCAUGAAACCUAGACUAAACCAGAUGGUCUUUCUUAAUCACCUUAUGACUCAAGGUAGAGAUGUUUUUUGCUCCAUUAUCUCAUGAUGCAGAAUGGUUGCUGAAGAGAGAAAAUGCAAAACUCAAGAAAAUUGUGUGGAAGUUCACAGGCCUUCUAAAUCACAGGACCUAAGUAGUGACACUCACAGACUCUAUUUCAUUAUAUAUUUAUUUAUUUAUUCAAUUAUUUAUUUAAGUGCAUAUUUAUAUGCUUAUUUGAUAAUAUUCAUCAGCAUUGCUAUUUUUUAACUUCUAUAUAAUAAGCAUAGUAUUUGAUAUAUUGCUGCAUUUUUCACAGUACAUACUUUUGGAAUGGGGAAAUGGUUUGCAGGAGUAACAAAAUAGGACCCACAUACCAGGAUAUGUAUAUUGAUUGAUUUUUCAUAUAGAUACCUUUCAGGUUUUUGUACUCUUUGAUGAAGUUCACAUUUUGCUUAAGUGAAGCAUACAGUACUUAUACAAUAAUCCCAAAUGGAGGGAUUGUGGUAGUCAUUGCUUGCAUCAGGCACAGUCAUCUUAUUCCAGUAUCAUAUAGUUUCACCUGAUUCAAAUAAGCCUGUUCUAUGGCUUUCAUUUAUUUAAUGUGUUUAUCAUAGUUAUAAUUUCAUCAUUACCAGAAAUGUGUGUAUAUUUGUCAUGCUGGUCUGGACAAAUUUUAGUUUGGCUUUAGCCUGUAGUUAUUCAUGUAGCCACAUUAUCACCCUCAUGAGCAUGCAUGGCAACUUACAAAAUGUACUUUAUGAUUUAUAUUAAAUAAUGCAUUUCUGUAGCAAUCAGGUCCAUUAUCGUAAUUAUGCAGGUCAGUAUAUUGAGAUGUCUAGUUUUCCUUUAAACACUGAAACCUGGUUUGCAGUGCCAAAUAUUAAGAUUCACCAUUAGUAAUGUGAUUUAUCCAUCAUUAUGUUUCAGUCCUGUGUCAAAAUUAUAUGUCUAAUUUGUAUUACUGAUGGAUGUUGUGAGGCUCACCAGACUUCAAAUAUUCAUCUUACAUCAUCCCAGCUAAAGAUACUGGUCAAUGAAAGCAACUCACCAGGAUAUAUUUUUGCAUAUAUAUAUAUAUGUAUUUGUUUUCUUCGAUAAUUUCAACUUUGUUUAUGGCUAACAUAGUUUUCGUACAUGUAUUACAGGUGUAUGAUUGUAUGGAUGAGCACAGUAAAUAUAAAUGUGUGUACAGCAUAACAGUAUAUUAUAAGAAUUUUUGUUCAAGUAUUUGAAAAGUGCUUGUAUAUAUUUUCUCACAGAGGGCAGGUCCAUAAACUAACAUGUAUGGAGUUAAUGAUAAUUUCAUAAUUUCUUGUGUAAUUACACAAGUUCAGCCCUAUUGACCGUCAAAUAGAUAAUGCUUAGGUGAGUGAUUCUUUAUGUCACAACUGAUGUGUUAGGAUGAUGAAAAUUACAAUAUACUGAUGCUGUGGUUGGUCUUAUUCAGGAAGGCAAAACAAUGAAUGUCAGUCUGCCGUGUGCCAUGUAUGUUACUCACUUCAUCUCAAUAUAUAAAUGAGCUGCAAAGCCACAAGCCUGAUUGCCAUGUCUUUGAUUGCACUAAAAAAAUAUCUAUGUUUUAUAGAAGAGUAUUAUAUUUUGAAGCAGAACAUAGUAGCACUGUUUUCUCAAGAAGAUCUUCAUGGUUUUGCUGUUUGGCUGCUCAGUGAUAAUAAUAGUAUGGAGAACUGAAUGGUGUAACAUGGAAUAAAGAAUUAUGUUUAUCUUAUCCAUUAGAACAUGUUUCUCUGCAACUAGUUCCUGUACAGCAAUGGGAUACUGUUUCAAAUGUUACUUUAUAUCUGAUACCUGUUUUUCAACAGGAAGUGGAUACAUUUUUUAAUAGUUCCUGUUUACCAACAGGGUAUAUAGUGUACAUCCAUGCUGACAUGGGAGCAUGGCAUACAUGCAAUGGUAUUCAUAUGUAUUUUGUAAUUUCACCUGCAAUCCAUCCCUUAACACAAAACAUCUAUCCAUACUUCUAACAAGAAUUCCACCUGAAGGAUUGUCCCCAGAAAAAGUCCUAAAUGCUUUGUUUAUAUACUCUUUUCUAAGCAUCAGUACCAUCCCUCCCUUUGUUCUUUCAUGUUUUCCUCCUCCAUCUACCCUGAGGUCAUGCAGCCAGUCCUUGGGUUUAACUCUCAGCUCUACAUACUCAUUCCACCUUAGCAGUGACACCUUUUCCUCUCAUAUCCAUACCAUACAUCCUCACUACAUGGUAAAUCUCACCUCAUUAGCCCACAUGCUCCUUUCAAGUAGCUCAUCUCCAAUGCAUAUUCAUUCAUAUCUAUUGUGACUUGUUUCAUUUACCAUGUCAUACUGCCAUGACACUCAGCGUCUUAUUUACCAUCAUUUCAGAUAAUUAUGACAAGCCAUUUUAUCCUCCUGUGACUAGUGCUUUAUUCACAUAUCAAAGCACCCUCUAUCUGAUUUCUCUGAUGUGACUAAUCAUCACCAGUAUGUUACAUUAUCUUGAUUACCUACUGUGGAGGGAAGUCCAGCUUCAUGGCAAAAACUGAAUCGGUGGAAAAUUGUCGGAUGUGAAGAACUUGGCCUGUAUCAUAUUAGUUUGGAAGUUAUGAUUAUGUCAGGGUUUAGAUUAAGUAAAUAAAUAUAUGAAAGAACCAAGAAAGAACAUGGUUAUUAUGGUGUUUAAUCUAAGGUAGUUCUCAUAAAAAAAUCCUCCCCAAGAAAUGGAGAUUAAUAACACCACUGCAGUCUGUUGCAUAUUGUGAGAUUAAUAGGUAUGCAGCUCCUAUAUUACAAGAGGGAUGAGAUUAGAGUCUGAAGGCCCCUCUACCCCACUCAGUUGCACCAUUACAGUUACAGCCUUAUUUGAAUUUUUUCCAAAUAUACACAUAAUAUCAGUUUAAGUUUUGCUGCUUUAUUGGAUGCAAAACUGAAAUGCUAAAUUAGUAUUGUUUCCUUUUGCCUCUCAGCAUGUAGGCAUUUCAAAACCAAGACAAUAUUUCAUGCAGUUACUAGGUUACUUAACACCACUUAUCUUAUAUCUCUUUAUUUACACAACUUUCAACAUUGUUUUCAGUAUUAUGAAACAAACCACUUCUAGUUUGAUGAUAAUGAGCAUUUCUCAAAAAUAUCUGCUCAUGGUGAGUUCCUUUGUGAAAGACAUGAGAGGAUAACACUGUGACAGGCAGCAGCCAAUGCCACCCAAUGAGCUCACAGCCUCCCGGCACCUCUCUCGGCCACUUCAGGUAAGGUAGAGUAAAGGGCAUUAACUCAACUUUCAUAUUUAUGGUAGAAAUGUGUGAAUAUAUCGUGGCCAAAGAAAAUGUCCAGCCAGGUGCUGGACCACUAAGAACACUCCAGCUUUGUCAUCACAGUAAAAAGUUUAGUCUAGGUGUGCUAUAUGGAUACCAUUAUUAGUGUUUCUUGAAACUUAGCCUACAAUAUCACAAAGCUUGAAUAGUGCAAUCACUUCGUGUUAAAUUUCUACAGCAUGACACUGCAACAACAUGAGCUGAGGUGUACUGGCGGCCCGAUGCCCCAGGAGCGGCAUGACAAGUGAGUCAUGAUUAUAAACAUUUUGUAUUUAUUUAUGCACAUUCAUUAAUAAUAACUAUGUCUUUUGUACAGAGAAAAGAAUAACUUGGUCAUGAUUAUGAUGUGUAAGUCUAACUGUGAGGCAUUAAACAGUCCAAAAGGUAGAAACACUGCACACACUCAUGCACACAAUAUACAUGCUGUCUGCCACUGAUAUGUUUCCCCAUUUAUCCUUGUUGUGUUCCCCUUUAUCAAGCUGACAGCAAGGGAGUCAGUUUAAAGUUAAGUACAUCAAAUAAGUACAGUUUUACAAACAAAUUGUCCUUCCCAACACUGGCUUACUAUUCUUAUUUGGCACUGUUCCAAGAUAUUAAAACAAUACACUGUUUGCCUUCACACUACAGUUUACAUCAAAAGUAAAAACUAAGACAAUUUGAGCCAUAAUUUUAUUGAAAAGUGUUGAAUAUCCUUGUGCUUCACACUGAGAAAAGUAAAAUAAAUAAUUGUUAAAAAAAUUGCUCUCCCUUAACUAAGGCUUGUAAGAAAUGAGACAUUCCCACCUCCCUUCAUAUGGCACUACAACUGAGGUUUCCUUAUUUCACAGGAAAAUAUAGACUUCAAAGACCUUUAAAAAUUACAAUUCCCAAAAAAACUUCCCUAUCAAGCACUGACUCCUAAUUCCGGUAUGUUGCAGCUCGCACGACUAGAUGUAUGGUACAAGGAGUUGUGCUCAGUGUAACACCUCCUUAUAGCUAUCUACCAGAGACAUACACCUUUUAUAUAAAUACUAAUACAUUCAUGCCUUCUUUCUAUUGUUUGAAUAGUUCAAUUACAAAAUUAUAGCCCUGACUACUAAAGAGGUGUGUCUUUCAGGUGGGCAGUAGUAUAUGGCAGGUGGUCUGUAUCUCUAGGCUGAGGCUUCACAGUAACUGAUUUCACUACUACUAGAGUUCAUCGAUACACUGAUUCCUUAAUUCUGCUUAUAACUUAAUAUGCAUUCCAAUCAACAGCUGCAAAACGGUGUUCCUUGAAAGGAAUGCAAGAGGUAUGCAAAAUAUUGUUGAGUGUGCGAUACAUGGAGUAUGGUACAGUAUACAGUAUAUAGAUAUAUAAAUAAUGCCUAACAGUAAACAUAGAAUUCCUUGGCAAUUAUGCUCAUAUUGAGAUGACUCUACAUUAACAAACAUGCGGGAGAACAAGAGGGUAUGGGUGGUGGAGGUCCCGCCGGGCUGAGCACAUGCACACUACUGCAGCAACACUGGUGCUCAACCUUCUAAGGCACUUCUUAGCACCAUCUAAAGUAAUAACAAUGCUCAAAACAAUGUAAUGAAGCAGCUGGUGUCUUUUGCUAUUGUGAAUGCAAAGUGAUAACCAAGAAAUGCUGACGAAUUAGAAUAAAUAAGAAUUACUGUUGGGCAAAACAAAUUAGAAAGGCAACUAGGAGGCAGGAGGACAAGGUAUCAUACUGCUUUUCUGGUUUCACAAUGCCUACAAUACUGACCCAUGAAAUAAAAAUAUAAAAAAAUAAUUUCAAAACUACAUUUCAUUCUGGAACAUUAUCUCUGGGUGGCAGCAUAGCUCUCUCUCUCUCUCUCUCUCUCUCUCUCUCUCUCUCUCUCUCUCUCUCUCUCUCACACACACACACACACACACACACACACACACACACACACA